AUGGAGGAGAAAUUAUGUGUAAGCUGUGAAGAGCCUGUGAUUGAUAAACAACCCCCGUGUCCAUUAUCAUGCAUGUCACCGAAAUGUAAAGCUUAUCAAAAUAAUAGAGUAAUCAAUGCCCGCAAAAAACCCAUCAUUUGGAUUAUAGGGGGUCCUGGUUCUGGCAAGAGUACACAGUGUGAGAAAAUUGCCAAGAAAUAUGAAUUCACGCACGUGUCCACUGGUGACGUAGUGCGCGCUGAGGCAGCCAGUACUUCGGAUAGGGCCAAAUGUCUUAAUACUGUUUUGGCUCGAGGAGGUCUAGUUCCAACUGACGUAGUCCUAGAUAUAGUCAAAGAUGUGAUGCUGAAAACUAUGCACAAUACAAAAGGAUUUGUCAUAGAUGGCUAUCCACGCGACAAGAAUCAAGGCAUGGCUUUUGAAAGGACCAUCGCUCUGCCAUCAGUCAUAUUUUACUUCGAAGCUAGCCCUGAAAAUCUUCUGAAACGUUUGAUGGCACGCAAGGACAAAUCUAGCCGUAUUGAUGACACCGAGGAGACGAUCAAAAUGCGUAUCCAGACCUUCUUAUUACACGUCCAAGAUAUUCGUAAUGAGUACAAAGGGAAAAUGACAAAGAUAAACGCAGACGCGUCUCCAGAUGAGAUUUUUUCUCAGGUGUCGAAAAUUAUUGAUCCAAUCGCGGAGAAUGCUAAAACCGCAAAUGCCUCAUCUGUUCAUCAACUGCCAACGUCUAUAGAGCUGCCUUGA
Arctia plantaginis is the source of this 747-nucleotide messenger RNA. The record is from the annotation of a GenBank genome assembly. Lineage: Eukaryota; Metazoa; Arthropoda; Insecta; Lepidoptera; Erebidae.